This is a messenger RNA of Phycomyces blakesleeanus NRRL 1555(-), 672 nucleotides long. RefSeq lists its product as hypothetical. The transcript has 3 exons. NCBI's taxonomy places the organism in Eukaryota, Fungi, Mucoromycota, Mucoromycetes, Mucorales, Phycomycetaceae. Bases 1 to 672 code for a protein of 223 amino acids. The record is from RefSeq and is a predicted model, not a curated record.
AUGUCCAUUCAAGCAAAUACUCUUAUUAAAGAACUCAAUGAUACACCUCUGUUCUUACAGGCAUUAAGAAAAGCACUUUAUCAUCACAGAUUUCAUGACAACUUUGAUUUAAUCACAAAACAUGAUAUUUGUUUUUUUUACCUGGAUUUUAUGAACUCACCGAAUAGUCCUUUGAAUAAAAUUAUGCUGGAGAGAGCAGCAGCAGCCUACCUAAUCAUAUUUAUUGUAAACAUGUUGUUCAUCUCGGACAACGAUGUAAUAGAACUUGGCUGGUUAGAGAGAGAAUUUUUUUCUACCGACAGAACCAAAUUCGACGGAAUCAUUUUCAAAGUUGGUGACAAAUCGAUUGCUCCGGGACUAGUGGAAUUCUCUGGAGUCAUUAAUGAUAAGACCUCUUCUCAAAUUAACGCAAAAGAUAUCGAGAAGUUGUACACUAAUAUGGUGAAAGUUAUGGAAGAUAUUAAAACUGAUAAAAUGUUUUGUAUUAGGUGUUUUGGACAUAACCUUUACUUUGAGAAGCUUGUUCAUUAUGAUGGUGUAAUGUAUAGGACAGUUGAUGUAGUUGUAGAAAUCCCAACUAAGCUGAGAAAAAUAAUCGCCUAUAUAAAUGAAAUACCAAAUAUACUUUCAUGGAAGGAAGCCCUGAUUAAUCAUGCCCUUAAUUUAAAUUAA